This is a messenger RNA of Aphidius gifuensis, 1098 nucleotides long. Its product is annotated as flavin reductase (NADPH). Lineage: Eukaryota; Metazoa; Arthropoda; Insecta; Hymenoptera; Braconidae. The transcript has 4 exons. The coding region runs from base 193 to 795 and encodes 200 amino acids. The record is from RefSeq and is a predicted model, not a curated record.
AAAAAAAAAAAAAACUUUCCCUCUUGGCUUUUAGAUCUCUGUAUGAGUGAGUAGAUUAGAUAAUUAAAUAUUCAAUCAUAAUUCAAGCGCAGUUACUACUACGACACAUUAAAAAAAAUUACAAAAGAAACAGGUAAACUAUCAAUUUGUGCAAACUCAUUGAAAAUAAACGACAAAAAUUAAUCAACAAAAAUGACAAAAAUCGUGAUUUUUGGAUCAACCGGUAUGACUGGUCUUUGUGCUUUGGAGCAUGCUGUAAAAAAAGAUUUACAAGUUAGUGUAUUUGUCAGAGACGAAUCAAAAAUUCCAGAAAAUAUACGUGGAAAAGUUGAAGCUAUUGUUGGUGAUGUUACAAAUGCUGAACAAGUUGAUAAAGCUAUUGUUGGCCAAGAGGGUGUUGUCGUUGUUUUAGGAACACGAAAUAACUUGAGUCCAACAACUGUACUUUCUGAUGGCUUGAAGAAUAUCAUUGCCAGUAUGAAGAAAAAUAAUGUUGAAAAAAUAUCUGUCUGUUUAUCAGCAUUUUUGUUUUAUGAACCUGAAAAAGUACCAGCUAUUUUUAAGGAUCUUAAUGCUGAUCAUCAACGAAUGUUUGAUGCAAUCAAAGAAAGUGGAUUAAAAUGGAUUGCAGUUUUACCACCACACAUUGGAGAUUCUCCAAGUGGAAAAUACAAAAUUGAACAUGAUAAAUCACCAGGUCGUGGUGUAUCCAAAUAUGAUUUGGCUAGUUUCUUAGUUGACACUUUAGAACAAUCAGAAAAUUACCAAAAGGUUUGUGGUAUUGCCACCCCAUAAUAAUAAUUGUCUUUCCAAUAACCUAAAGGUUUUUUCUUUCUUUUUUAACAAAAAUAAAAUUAAAAACAAAAUAAAAAUAAAAAAAUAAUGUUGAUUUAAUUCGUUUUUUUUUUUUUUUUGUAUUCUUUUCAAUUGAAAAAAUAUAUAUUUGUUAAAAAUUUUUAAUCAUAUAUGUUUUUGUAGUUAUAACUUUGUUAUUAAUUGGCAAUUUAAUUUUUGGAAGAGGUGGUGGCGUUGGACCUGAAGAAAAUUGUCCAAUUUUAGUUGUAAUUUUUUUUUCUUCAUCAACAAUAUUAUCAGCAA